Molecule: messenger RNA, 6310 nt
Organism: Sabethes cyaneus
Lineage: Eukaryota; Metazoa; Arthropoda; Insecta; Diptera; Culicidae
Gene: dtn
Product: transmembrane protein 132E
Exons: 15
Coding region: 1066-5160 (1364 amino acids)
Source: RefSeq, a predicted model, not a curated record
AACGUGCUACUUUUCGUCGGUCCGCGUGCGUCCAUACCCUUAUUAGGCAUAGUAACUAACAAUAUCAACAGCAGUAGCAACAAAGUGUGAGUUACGAACAGGGCGGGUGGCAGCAUAAUAACAUAACACCCCACUCUUGACGCCCAGUCCUCUUGUCCGUCAUGAUUCUUGCAUCACGAGAGAAAAAGAAUCAGAAAGUAUGUGCGUGUCAGCUUGGGAAAUGUUCAGAAAAGAAGUGUUAUCUGUCGAGUUAGGCGGAGACGUAUCCCAAGGAUUACGAUACUAAUAGUUUUCUUUCGUAUUCAUUUUGAGUGAUAAAAGCUGCCUGCCUUUAGCUGUGAAAGAAAGUUAAAAUGUUGAGUAAAGAGUGAAAUAAUUUCCAGUUUUGCAUCGAGAACGCAAGCAAGAAAAGGAAGCAUUGAAAAGGAAAAAAAAAAUUGAAAAAGCCAGAGAAGUUUAGUUCGUGUGUUUCUGGCCUGAAAAAAAUCUAUAGAAGUAGCGUAAGUUGGUGCAGUGAAGAAGCUCUGGGUCACCGCUUUAACAUGAAGAUGUAAAAAAUUGGCAGCAAUAUUGUAAAAAUGUCAAUAGCGUAGUUUUCCUGUUCCUAAUUGCUAAGAGAUGAUUUGGAAGGAAAUCGAGUGAGCGUAUACCCAUUGGAAGUAACCAGGGAAGAGUAGGCGAACGUCUGACACGCGACACAAUCUGUGUGGGCAGAAGUCCUGCAGUGGCCGGAUAGCGAUGUUGGAAAGUUUUCAGGAAAUAAUGGAAAGUCUAUCGAAGUUUUUUUUCUCUAUAACGUGUAUGUGUUGCUGGUAGUCAAUGAAUAUUGUACUUAUGAGCGAAUAAGUAUAUCGAUAACCUAUCGCAGAAAUUAACAAGCGCAAAUUCCGCAGCAAAUCCUACUUUGCCAGCGACAAUACCGAUAGCGAAAAAAGAGCUUUGAGAGCGAGUGCCAAGGUUCUAAAUACCAUUGACGGAAGUUGUAAGGACAGCUGAAUACUCUGACAACGAGCGAAGGAGCUACGUGAUCAUCUGGUGAGAAAUCUCAUGAAUUAGAAGCAAAUCAUGGAUUUUCGGAUUGCGCUACUGCUUUUUAUUGUGUCAGCGGCGGCAGUCGAAGUUCAUUUUGAGACACCAGACAGCGGCUUUUUUCUCAAACAUUCUCCACGGCAGAGUUCUGUAUCAACGUCAUCAAGCAAAGGACGCCUGAGUGCGGAUUCAGUUUUGUCGAUAGACAGAUUUACUGUUGUGCAAACGAGUCAACCGGUCUCGAUUCGCGCAAGCUAUGGUCCGUUCUCCACAAAACAGACAGUCCCUGCUAGGUAUAUUGUACCAGAUGCUAUGGAGUCUUCCAGCGACUCAUCACAAAAUACGACUGCAGCAUUAAUGGAUUUACAACAAACAAAUCUUCACCUGGACAUUUCUGCGCAUCUUGUCAAAAACAAUAUUCCUCGCGAUGCACCGGUAUUACGAGUAUUAUUCCAUGCCGGAGCAGAUCCUGGUGGACAUUUACAACGACAAAAAAUAUGCGUUCUACUGCAUGCGUCAAUAAGCAAUAAAACCCCAUUAAAGGGCCGUUGUAUGCCGGAAGGGGAAGACGGAGUUUGUGUCGCGGAAGUAGUCAUCCCUUCAAAUUGGUGGCCUUCACUACCACCUCCAGAAAGGGAUGGUCGUACGUUCGUUGCUCAGAAAACUCCCCAACGAUUGGUGCAAGUAUCAUACAGCGUAUUCGAGCCUCCAAUUAGAAGCCCAGAACUCUGUGAACCUAAAGUACAAAUUCAGCCAUUAACACCAUUUGCGAAAGUUCCCCUGGUACAAUCUCAAAUGGCUUACAAAGAUUUACGAGCCGAUGAGACUCUCACCAUGAUGGUUCCUCAACAACCGUUAUAUCCAUUGUCCAAAAUUCAUGUGCCAGUAUUUUUACAUCCAGAAGCAGGACAAAAUAUUGCAGUAUUCAUCGUGAGAGCUCGUGUUAAGGCAGGAAUGCGUAUUCUUGGUGCUAGUGCAUCAUCUGAUGAUUGGAAUGUUUCUGUAGAAAAAGAAAACACGAAGCACACCGUUGCAAGAGUAACCGCUUUCCGCAAGGAUCAAGAUCCUGAUUCACCUGCCGUCACUACUGAUGAUAUAAGUUCCACUAAAGUUCUGGAAGUAUUCUCUUGGCUUUUAGAAGUCGCCAAUGAUACCAAAGAUCAUUGGGAUGGAGGACGUAUUGUAUGGUCUGUAAGUUACGUGCACGAUGGGCCAAAAAUCAAAGAACUUUCUGCGGAAACAUCCAUAGCACCACAUGAGGAAGGCAAAAAGAAAAUUGUGGCUAAAUUGGAAAUUCAAAAAGAUGAUAUACAAGCUGUGCUACCAAUUGCUAAGAACUGGGAACUGAUGAAUACUGCAGUUUUAACUGGCCGACAAGUAUCUCAAGCAAUGAAAGUAUUCAUUGUUUCACAAGGAGGAAAAGUUGCUGAUGUAACGCUACAAAGCUCCUGCCAAGCAGAGGAUGAGAGUGUUGUUAAAGUCUCAUCAUCCUGCAGUUCAGUUUACGUAGAUGGUUCAGAAGCCAGAGGUUCAUCCAAUGCCACUGUACUAGUCAAAUAUGGAACUUAUUCCGGUUUAGCAAAAUUCACAGUAUGGAUGCCGGAGUUUCCUUUGGAAGUGUCCGUAGCAGAUUUUCGUCUGUCACAAAUCAAAGGAUGGAAAAUCCCUGAAGAUCAUAUUGGAAGCGUAAACGGAAAAAUGCGAAGACGGAAACGGGCCUAUGGAUGGAACCACCAUGCAGAUGAUUUCAUCAAUGGUGUACCCUCGGAAAGAAAUAUCUGUCGCGCCCGUUACCAGCAAAGCCCCGUGGAAGUUUAUGCCCGAUUUUUAGCAAUGGAUCAGGAUUCCGGUCGGGUGAGUUACCUGAUCUCAAGGCGUACCGGAUUAAGGGUAACAGAUUUAGUGCAACCUUUGCUGCGAGUAGCCGAUCCUAAAAUUGCAACAUUGAGAGGAAGAACGUUGCAAGGACGUGCAAUGGGAAGAACCGAUGUACAGGUCCUUUCUCCGAUAACCGGACGAGUCAUUGGCGCACGCGAAGUGCGCGUUGGAAGCGACAAAGUUAGUAUCAAUAGACUAUUGGUACGAGUAGUUUCAGGAUUACAAUUGUCCAUAACCAGCGACAGUGCCAUUGAAAAUGGUUAUAUUGCGGAAACUUCGGUCACUAGAAAACUAACCGCUCAGUAUCAGGAAGGAUUAUUAGAUAUUGAUUUGGAAUUUUCCGACGGGUCUAAAACACCUCUCAGAGACAUUUCGGUGGAUGACUAUUUUCUAUUGGUAGAAAGUUUAGACACGGAAGUUGUUGCGUUUGCUCCGAUGCUAGCAUCUCAUCACCCAAGGGUUAUUGCCGUCGGAGAAGGUAACGGCGAUUUGCUAAGAGUUACCUUACUGUUAUCCGAAGAGUGCCGACUUAGAAGAAACAUUCCAGUGUCAAAACAGAGUAUAAAAUCGUCGGUGGGUCCACUGGUUAGUGCCCUAGCUUCGGUUCAGGUGGACUUCAGUAUGUCAGAUAUAGGUACUAGGCCAGAUACAGUUCAAAAUGAUGGUAUAGCCGGUCGAGAUAGGAAACCGGGACGCGAAUUAAGUGAUUUGGCUGAUAUCUUGAUAGGUAUACCCUUAAAGGAUGACAAUAGCCAACAGCCAUCCGCUUUGCAACCAUCUCGCCAACAUCGUGGGGGAAUACCGGGAUAUACCAAUAACAAGAGUGUGGUUUAUACUGAUGCCACUUCAUUGGAGAUUGGAAUGUACGUCUUGUUGGGUGCUUUCUGUCUAGCAAUAGGUGUUUUCGUCAUCUCUUGUAUUGUUUAUGCAUCCAAAUUUCGACCGGUAACGAUCGAUGUAACUGGGGAAGCUAGCGUGCGUGAUGGAAUGGGAAAUGCAUCUAUUUUGGGUGUUAAAGGAACCGAAUCGACGACGAAUGCCCACGAUUGGGUUUGGCUGGGUCGCGCUACGAUGGAUAGGUCAUCUAAUGGACAAGAACUGAGUGGAAAUCCUAGAGAUUCACGAAUGCAUAUUAUUAAUAAUCCAAUGAAUCUAAAAUAUGGCGACGCAGAAGAGAGCAUCGUACAAGUAAAUAGUUUUGAUAAUCCGAACCACCUACAUCAACCAUCCAGCACCAGAGACAGUUCAAUCAACUCAUGUACUUACAACAAACGAGAACGAGGGAGUCGGAUAAACGAUGAGGACGAGAGAGCACCACCACUACCUCCACAUGGAAUUCCAGUAAUAAAAGGAAUAGAAUAUCGUCCUCCAGUUCCUCCUCACAGAAGCCUAGGCGUGAUUAGUAACAGGCAUCAUCAACCUGUCAUACAAAUGAGAAAUCCAAGACAACGUUUUAACUCUCGAUACAACCGUGGCGGUGCAAGCAGUUGUUCAACAACGAAUCCAGCAUUUGAAAUCCAACUUCAUGGCAAUCCAGCGCAACGAAAUCUAACCUUUACUCAGCAACAAAUUAAUGCGGCGCUGUUUAAUAACAACAUUCCCCAGUAUUCAGUACAGCCCAUUGUUCGACAAUCAGUAAAGUCGCCACAUUCGUUCGAAAACAUGGGAUUUUCUAUUUUGCCGCAAUCGCAACACUUUUCAAACGCUAGAAAUCCAGAAGAGCUUCAUAUGGCAGAGCGUUUAGUGCAGCAAUGUUCUCAGAAAUCGGUUUUCAAAUUUGACACUAUCAAUAACUCAGUAAAUAGCAAAAAUAAUGAAACAGUGGUCUCUGUUUGUAAUAGUGUCCCCUUGGAGGUUAGUAGUAAUAAUGAAGACUCACCAGUCAUGGUGCAAACAACUGCCGAAAUUAGUGCUCUUCCUACGUCGACCAACUUGCGACGCUCUCGAGAAGAAAGCAGUACCAGUGAAAUAAAAACAUUAGCGUCCAGUUCAGAUGGUAAUGGAGGUUUUGUAACACCUCCUAAUGAAGAAACACAUAUUCAAGUGCUUCAUCAGCAGAACAGUCAAUCCAAAAUACCAAAGUCACCACAUUUACUAAAGAAUGGCAAACCGACGGUAGUGGGAAAUCCCAUGUUUGCUAAUACACCUGAUAGCGAGUUAGGACCUGGCGAAAGUCUUGGACUCGAUGACUUAGAUAUGGACUAUGAACAAAUAAUGCACUAUUUCGACAAUUUAAAGGAAUCGAACGCCUGAGUGCAGGAGAUCAUUGCAAAGAUUCGCGAAAUACUGUCCACAUUUCAACAACAGUACCGAAAUGUGGCCGUUUCGCCCGUCAGCAGCCCAAUGUGCGUGCCCGGUAUCAACGACCCCAACUUCGAACACUUUUUCGAACAUUUAAGUGAAUCUUAUGCCUAAAAUAAAUGCGCUCUGUUGCAAUUUAGUUUUCAUCUGCGAAUAUCAACCAAUUUUAGAAAAGUAUUACUCAGCAACACAUAUAAUAAUAAAUCUUAAUCCGUUCCACUUCUGAGGAAGUUAUCAAUUAAAUGUAAAAUAAUAUUUUAAAAAAAUCUUUCGAAGUGACAACACUUCUGUAUUAUGAUUGAUCUCAUUUUUCCUAUUUAUUACUACGCAGUUACAAAAAUCGUUGAAAUGUGUUUGGAACUAACAAGGCGUCUUUGCAGUGAUCGCAAAUAUUCAAAUUUGAACAACAUCAUGAACAUCGGAGUUAGGUUAACAGAAGAAAUACAUAAUACAAUAUCAGUACUUCCACAGUAAAUCAAUGUGUACAGCACCCACAACUAUCAUGAUCUAAAAAGAUACAAGCGAAAGCAAAUGAAUAUAUUCGUAUGAUUGUGUUAUGUGACGUUAUAACUGUAAGCAAAUUAACUACGAUGAUCAAAUACAGAUAAACGAAAAAGUACAUAAAUUCCUCUGGCUUGAUCGUACCGCGAAUAAUAAAAAACACAAAAAAGCUUUUUGCGUCCAGUUCCCAAAAUUUGCCUGCUCAAAAUUGAAAAAAAAAACAACAAACUUAGGCAGUCGAGCUAAUAGAAUAAAACUCUUAUUAACUCAAACGUUACUUACAUACACGCAUCAACACUCACAAACUGCGCAUUUGAUACAUGCUUAAAGUGUUUCAAAUAUUGAUGUUCAAAGUUACAUAAGAAUAUCAGCAACUGUAAGAAACACACAUUAGCGUCAUUUAAGGCGAUUCGUUGUCGAGCUGAAAACAAAUCAUACUGUAUUAUAGUUUAUUUAUAAACAAAUCAGUAAAUCAAAUUACCAAUCUAGUCAUUUGUUUAAAUAAAAUUAAGAAGAAAAAACAAAUAUAUGAUAUUAUUGACAAAAGUAUAUAUUAUUAUAAGUGGUUACAUAGGUUAAGUUGAAAGCAAUGUAUAAAACG